Messenger RNA from Ixodes scapularis (black-legged tick), 2092 nucleotides. Its product is annotated as piggyBac transposable element-derived protein 3. The transcript has 2 exons. Bases 131 to 1951 code for a protein of 606 amino acids. Lineage: Eukaryota; Metazoa; Arthropoda; Arachnida; Ixodida; Ixodidae. The record is from RefSeq and is a predicted model, not a curated record.
UUCGCGUUUAGAAUGCAAAUAUUUUAGUUAAACUAAAUUUGGCAUAAUUAUAUUUUAGUCGUCUAGCAACCAUGACAGUUUUUGGUGCCAUCUAUCGGGAUUUUCGGGAGAUACGAUGUAAACAAGAAGCAUGGCGUCGAACACAACGGCAGCGGCAGGCUUUUUGACUCUGCCUUGUUCUUCUUUUUAUGCAAGAAAAAGCCAUGAAAAGACGGGAGAAUCAGCUGGAAGGCUUUUGGAGCGGAUUGCGAAUGGAGACGUGUCUGAUGUAGGGGAGAGCGACGAAGAAGAUGACACCUUUGAAACCAAUGCGUGCCAAACGCCGGAGCAAGCUUACGACGUGGAGAAUGAAGAAGCUGCGGUGGAGGAUGCAAACGAAGACGAGGAGAGCACUCCUGAUGUCCCGUGCACAAGCGUGAUAUGGAAGAAAAAAAGGUACACACCACCUCAAGACACCGGCUUUUCUGCGCGAGGAGACUUUGAUGUGACAGCGGAUGAGACGAGCACACCACUCACUUAUUUCUCGAGAUAUGUUCCCCAGUCUGUAUUCAAGGGCAUCACAGAAGCGACAAAUGAGUACAGCGUGCUAACGUCACACACCAAUGUAAACACAAGUCCAGACGAGGUUCGGAAGCUUGUUGGAAUGCACGUGCUGAUGAGCGUGAUAUCGCUUCCCCGAGUGAGACUGUAUUGGGACAAUACAGCCAAAGUUCCGCUUAUCUCAGAAACAAUGACCCCAAAGAGGUUUUUCAAGUUGAGGAAUAACCUUCAUAUUGCUGUCAGUGAGCCUUCUGAUUGCCAGGACAAGCUGUGGAAGGUGCGCCCUUUCUUGGACAGCAUCAGGGCGCGCUGCUUGGACCUACAACUCGAGGAAGAAGUUUCAGUGGACGAACAAAUGAUCCCGUUCAAGGGGAAGCUUUCGAUCAAGCAGUAUAUGAGGGGGAAACCAACACCUUGGGGAGUCAAAGUUUUUGCCCUUUGUGGGAGAAGCGGACAGCUCUAUGACUUUGUCAUUUAUCAAGGCCAGAACUCGAUAAGUGACGAUUUGAAAAAGGCGUUUGGCCUCUGCUCGGGUGUCGUGCUCCACCUAGCACAACGGAUCCCAUUGGGGUGCAAUUAUCAAUUGUACUUCGACAAUUAUUUCACUUCAAUACCCCUUCUUCGACGUCUCAAGAAAGACGGCAUUCUAGCUGCUGGUACGGUACGGACGAACAGGCUGGCGAAGUGCCCCAUUUCAGGUACUAAGGCAAUGAAGAAGAGUCCGAGGGGGUAUUCAGAGGAAUGUGUUACUCAAGACGACAUUGUCGCUGUCUCCUGGAAGGACAACAACUGCGUUACCAUUGCCUCGAAUUUUGUUGGCAUAGGAGAACAAAAAGAGGUCAUCAGGUGGGACAAGGAGAAGAAGCAGCACAUCUUGGUCAAGCAACCAGAAGUGAUCAAGAAGUAUAACCAGUCAAUGGGUGGAGUGGACAAGCUCGAUUUUCUCUUGAGCUUAUACCGGAUUAAAAUCCGAUCGAGGAAGUGGACACUUCGGGUCCUAUUUCAUUUUGUUGACAUUGCCAUCUGUAACGCGUGGCUCGAAUACUUGCGAGACAACGAAGGCAUCCCCAGGACGAAGCUGAUGGACCUCAUGCACUUUCGCCUCCAAGUUGCAGAAGGACUAAUUAAGGCCGUCCCAAAUGCAAGAAAACGAGGACGACCGUCUCUAGAAAACCUGGGCCUACAGGCAGCCGAGGCCACCAAAGUGCUAAAGAAGCCAAGGAUGUCUCGUCCAUGCGCUGACAGCCGGUAUGAUUGUGUGGACCAUUGGCCAGAAGCCAGGAAUCAGGCAGAGCCUUCACGUUGCAAACUCGAAAACUGCAAAGGAAGGUCGAGAAUUUUCUGUAAGAAAUGCGCUGUCCCACUCUGUCUCACAAAGGAACGCAAUUGCUUCUUCAGGUUCCACGUGUGAAAAGUGCAACCAUUUGAGUGCUUUGUACACAAUUGUGUACAAACUUGUAAAAAAUAAAGUUUGGCAUUUGUAUGCAAAAUUCCAUUGUUUCUGUGACUUUUGAGCAUAUUUCUUUUAGUUUAAGUGCAAAAACAAUUUUUA